Messenger RNA from Menidia menidia (Atlantic silverside), 648 nucleotides. The record is from the annotation of a GenBank genome assembly. Lineage: Eukaryota; Metazoa; Chordata; Actinopteri; Atheriniformes; Atherinopsidae.
CUCUGUUGUGAUUUUAACAUUGUCAACAUGUCUGCCUCCUUGGUGAGAGCGACCGUCCGAGCGGUCAAUAAAAGAAAGAUUUUACCUACAAGAGCUGCGUUAACGCUGACUCCAGCGGCUGUGAGCAAGAUCAGGUUGUUGCUGCAAGACAAACCAGAAUAUGUGAGUAACCGACAUAUCGGUUUGAAGGUUGGAGUGAGAACGCGUGGCUGUAAUGGGCUGACUUACACACUGGACUACACAACAGAUAAAGACAAAUCAGAUGAGGAGGUGCUGCAGGAUGGAGUGAGAGUGUUCAUAGAGAAGAAGGCUCAGCUGACCCUGCUGGGAACUGAGAUGGACUUUGUGGAGUCAAUGCUGUCCAGUGAAUUUGUCUUUAACAACCCCAACAUCAAGGGCACAUGUGGCUGUGGAGAGAGCUUCAACAUGUAAGCCCCCCCGGAGCCUCCGUCCCACCGCAGCCGCCCCGCUCCAAACCCAGUCUCAUCUGAGAGGACUGAGAGACGUCUGCUGAGGAAUUCGGAUGUGAGGAAAUCUUUGAGAUGGGGAAAUCUCCGAGUUCCUGUCACUCUUCUUCCUGCAAACUAUUCACAUAGACUUAAGCAGUGAAAUACAAGUAUGCAUUUUCAUUCUUAGAGAAGCUGAAUU